AUGGAAGAUAUGAAGAAAGAGUUAUAUGAAGAAUAUCUUAAUUUAGAAGAUAUAUGGAUAAUAUGGAACAGUAUACUAGAUGAGUUUAAUUUAAAAUGGAAUAAUAUUAACAUUAUUUACAGUUGUUAUGAACAGUGGGGGGCGAAAAAUCCAACAUAUAUCGCUAAUAAGAGUGGCAGUCCAGCUCUACCAGCUCAAGCUCUACCAACAUAUGCAACAACUAAAACCGUAAUAAUCACAACAACAACAGCGGUAGCAGCAAAUGUAUCAGAAGUAGAAUCAACGUUUAUGCUUUUUUUUAGUAAGAAGGUACAAGGAAAUUUAUCAUAUAUCGAUGAAAAUGUUAUUGAACAAAUGAAACAAGAUGUUCUACGAGAUAUUAAGCAAGAAUUAAAACAAAAGAUAAGAACAAAAGCAAUGACGUCAUUGGUCAGAAAUAAUAAUGUUGAAGAUGAUAAUAGUGAUAGUAAAAAUGAUAAUAGAUAA
Molecule: messenger RNA, 486 nt
Organism: Rhizophagus irregularis DAOM 181602=DAOM 197198
Lineage: Eukaryota; Fungi; Glomeromycota; Glomeromycetes; Glomerales; Glomeraceae
Source: RefSeq, a predicted model, not a curated record